AGCUGCAGAGGCCCCAGCCGGCGUGGAGCGGCAGGCUGCGGAUCACGGCCAAGGGCAAGGUGGCGUUCAUUAAGCUGGAGGACAAGACUUCGGGAGAGCUUUUUGCCCAGGCGCCAGUGGAGCAGUUCCCUGGCAUUGCCGUGGAGAGCGUGACAGACUCCAGCAGAUAUUUUGUCAUCCGGAUCGAAGAUGGAAACGGCCGCCGAGCUUUCAUCGGAGUCGGCUUUGUCGACCGAGGGGAUGCUUUUGACUUCAAUGUGGCUCUCCAAGACCAUUUUAAAUGGGUGAGGCAGCAGAGCGAGCUGGCCAGACAGGCCGAGAACCCUGAUCAGGGACCCAAACUGGAUCUGGGUUUCAAGGAGGGGCAAACCAUCAAACUCAACAUUGCGAAUAUGAAGAAAAAGGAAGGAGCAACAGGGAACACCAGACCGCGUCCCGCGGGUCCUGGGGGCCUGAGCUUGCUCCCACCACCUCCCAGCGGAAAAUCUUCUGCUCCAGUUUGUUCUUCCGGAGAGCGUCCGUCUUCGCUCUCCACACCCGCCCAGCUCCCGGGCACCCCCAUCACAGACUCCCUCUUGUCCUGGCCGCAGCCCGCUGCUGCUCCCUCUGCCGCCGCCGACACCUGGGGAGACUUUGCCAAAGCUUCGGGGUCAGCUUCUAACCAGACUCAGGCAAACACAGGCUGGGUUCAGUUCUGA
Molecule: messenger RNA, 698 nt
Organism: Phaethon lepturus (White-tailed tropicbird)
Lineage: Eukaryota; Metazoa; Chordata; Aves; Phaethontiformes; Phaethontidae
Gene: NECAP2
Product: NECAP endocytosis associated 2
Exons: 7
Biological process (GO): endocytosis
Cellular component (GO): clathrin vesicle coat; membrane
Source: RefSeq, a predicted model, not a curated record